Taeniopygia guttata (zebra finch) is the source of this 383-nucleotide messenger RNA. RefSeq names its product small EDRK-rich factor 1A (gene SERF1A). The record is from RefSeq and is marked provisional. NCBI's taxonomy places the organism in Eukaryota, Metazoa, Chordata, Aves, Passeriformes, Estrildidae.
AGAGAGCUCCGGCGGUAGGGGCGGAGGAGGUUCGAGUUUGGCUGGUGGUAGCGGUCGAAGGCGUAGCGGCGCUGCGCGGCCUCAGCGUCUCGCUAUGACCCGUGGGAACCAGCGUGAACUUGCUCGCCAAAAGAACCUGAAGAAAACUCAGGAGAUCCACAAAGGCAAAAGGAAAGAAGAUAGCUUGUCUGCUUCUCAGAGGAAACAGAGGGAUUCUGAAAUCAUGCAGCAAAAGCAAAAGGCAGCUAAUGAAAGGAAGUCUCUGCAGGCAGGAGCAAAAUGAGCCGCCGCUAUGGAGAAGAUAGAGUGCGCCAAUGAAGCAGAAGGACCGUAGAAGAUCAUACAUAAAAUUGGCCAUUAAAUGAAUAAAUGUUUAUUGUGCA